Molecule: messenger RNA, 613 nt
Organism: Blepharisma stoltei
Lineage: Eukaryota; Ciliophora; Heterotrichea; Heterotrichida; Blepharismidae
Source: the annotation of a GenBank genome assembly
AUGUCAAGCUUAGUUGUGACUCAAGAAAGUGAGUUUAACUUCAUCUUGCGUAUUCUCAACACAAACAUCGACGGACGUCGCAAAGUAAUGUACGCUUUAACCGCAAUCAAAGGAAUUGGGCGUCGCUUCUCCAAUUUGAUCCUCAAAAGAGCUGGAGUUGACCUUACUAAAAGAGCUGGACAAUUAACAGAAGAAGAAAUUGAAAAAAUCGUCACAAUUAUUAACAAGCCUACAGAAUACAAUAUCCCGACUUGGUUUUUAAAUAGAAGAAGAGAUAUUCGAUUUUAUAGUAAAUUUUUAGAUAAAUAUUUUAAAAAAAAAUAAUGAUAAUUUAUAGGAAAUUUUAAAUUAUAAAAAUAUGAAUGGGCUAUAGAAUGGGCUAUUAUGGGGAUUUUGGGGCAUUUAUUUUUAAUAGGAAUAUAUUGUUGUUGGAACUGACUCACAAAUUGUUGCUAACUUUUUGGACGCCAAGAUGAGAGAAGAUCUCGAAAGAAUGAAGAAAAUGAUGCUGCAUAGAGGUCUAAGACAUUGGUGGGGAGUCAAAUGUAGAGGCCAAAAGACAAAGACGACAGGAAGAAGAGGAAAAACUGUUGGUGUCGCCAAGAAGAAGUAA